GCCGCCCCCACCCCUCGGCUCUGCUCCGGGAUGGGCUGUGCCUCGUGCGCCCCAGCCUGGCGGAGGGACAGCCAGGCUGCCCCGCCCUGGCCCGGUGAUUGAUCAGCAGCGGUUACUGAGUCUCUUAAUGGUUCGCUUGGAUGGGAAUUAAUUCUGAGAUGGAUAAAUAAUGCAUUGAGGUUUAUGUAGUCCAAGGCAAGCCGUCGGUCCGGAGCCAGGAGAGGCAGCCGAGGGAGCCUCGCGGGUGACGCCCACGGCCAUGGGGGCCCACGGAGCGGAGCAUGAGGGGCAACUGGGCGAAAGGAAGGGAAAAGGGAAGUGGAUGACAGCAUGAUCUGCCCAGCGACUGCGGUGGGGCAGUGUCAGGAAUAUGCUGAGCCCAAAGAUCAGGCAAGCCCGGAGGGCUCGCUCCAAAAGCCUGGUGAUGGGGGAGCAGAGUCGGAGCCCUGGGCGGCCGCCCUGCCCCCGCAGGCUGGGCCCCGUGCUGAAGGCGGGCUGGCUGAAGAAGCAGAGGAGCAUCAUGAAGAACUGGCAGCAGCGCUGGUUCGUGCUGCGUGGGGAUCAGCUUUUCUACUACAAGGACAAAGACGAAACCAAGCCUCAGGGAUUUAUUUCUCUACAAGGGACCCAGGUGACUGAACUUCUUCCUGGCCCCGAGGACCCAGGAAAGCACCUCUUUGAGAUCAGCCCAGGUGGUGCCGGGGAGCGGGAGAAGGUGCCAGCCAACCCCGAGGCGCUCCUGCUCAUGGCCAGCUCCCAGCGGGACAUGGAGGACUGGGUGCAGGCCAUCCGCCGGGUCAUCUGGGCCCCGCUUGGCGGAGGUACUGCCCGUAGCUCGCAUGCUCACCCUCUAGAACCCUUGCCUCCAGGGAUCUUUGGGCAGCGCCUGGAGGACACGGUCCACCAUGAGCGGAAGUAUGGCCCACGCCUGGCGCCCCUGCUGGUGGAGCAGUGCGUCGACUUCAUCCGGGAGCGCGGCCUCACCGAGGAGGGCCUCUUCCGCAUGCCCGGCCAGGCCAACCUGGUGAGGGACCUGCAGGAUUCCUUCGACUGUGGGGAGAAGCCACUGUUUGACAGCACCACAGAUGUGCACACGGUGGCCUCCCUGCUGAAGCUGUACUUGCGGGAGCUCCCCGAGCCUGUGGUCCCCUUCGCCAGGUACGAGGACUUCCUCAGCUGCGCCCAGCUGCUCACCAAGGACGAGGGGGAGGGGACCCUGGAGUUGGCUAAACAAGUAAGCAGCCUUCCCCUGGUCAAUUACAACCUGCUCAGAUACAUCUGCAAGUUUCUGGAUGAAGUUCAGUCUCACUCAGACGUCAACAAGAUGAGUGUCCAGAACCUGGCAACUGUUUUCGGACCUAACAUACUUCGGCCUCCGAUAGAAGAUCCGGUGACCAUCAUGGAAGGCACUUCCCUGGUCCAGCAUCUGAUGACUGUCCUGAUCCGCAAACACAGCCAGCUUUUUACUUCAAGGACCACGGAAGGGCCAGCCUCCCCUCGUAGGGGCCCACCGUGCACCGUGGGAUGGGGGUCUGAGGAGGUUCCCAGGGACAGCCAGGCGGAGCCCAGCAGCCCCAGCGCCCCUGGCCUGCCCUCGCACAGGACUGCUUCUCUAGAUGGGGCUGCUGUGGCGGCACUCUCUAGAACUUCUCCCACAGGCCUGGGAAGCCGAUGCAGCCCUGCUGCCACCAGCCCUGGGAAGAAGGUGCAGACUCUGCCCAACUGGAGGUCUUCCUUCCGGCAGUCAGGGUCCCGGUCGGGGAGCCCGAAGGUGGGCAGCUCCUCCUUGGAGGUGCCCAUCAUCUCUGGAGGUAACUGGCUCAUGAACGGGCUGUCCUCCCUGCGUGGCCACCGCCGGGCCUUAUCAGGAGACCGGCUCAAGGACUCAGGCUCUGAGCAGAGACUGUCCACCUAUGACAACGUGCCCCCGCCCAGCCUCUUUCCCAGCACGUCCAGUGUGGCCAGCAUGCCGUGGUCCGAGGCCUCAGCCAAAGCCUCAGUCAGCAGCUGCACGGCUUGCCGGGCCAGUGACUCUUCCGCCUGCAGUUCCCUGCACACCGAGGGGGCCCUUGAGCCCUCCCCUGUCCCCAGCAGCAGCGAGGGGCACAGAUCCCCGGACCUGGACCACGGCCUGGAUGGUGUGGGCUCCUGCAUCAGCAGCAGUGAGCCCAGUGACCCAGGCAGCCCUGCCCAGGACCGCGCCCGCCGCUCCGAGGCUCUCCAGGGCCUGGUCACAGAGCUCAGGGCAGAGCUGUGCCGGCAGAGGAUUGAGUACGAGACAAGUGUGAAAAGACUCGAAGAAGGUAGUGCUGACCUGAGGAAACGAAUGUCACGGCUAGAGGAAGAACUAGACCAGGAAAAGAAAAAGUACACAAUGCUGGAAAUAAAGCUGAGGAACUCAGAGCGGGCACGGGAAGACGCGGAGAAGAGGAACCAGCUGCUGCAGAAGGAAAUGGAGGAGUUUUUCUCAACCCUGGGCAGCCUGACUGUUGGGGCAAAAGGUGCCAGAGCGCCAAAGUAAAGGAGUGGGGAGAGCUUACUUCUGUGAGGCUCGCCCUCCCCUGGACUGGAGCCAGAGCCUCUGCAGCUUGGACCUGGGCCUCAGUGGUGCCAGGAUAUCCCGAGCUGGCUGAGGAGAGCAGUCCCGACUCUGUCUCCUGCAGCCCAAGCCCCUCGUGGGAUCUGGAUGCUGUUCUGACCAUGACAGGGCAUGGCAGGCCUCGGAAGGGAUGGUCCUGUGGCCACCAAACAGAUGGCACCUGGGAUCUGAGUGGCCCACAGGGAACUUUUUGCGUUCUUUAUUAAAUGUGCUCUGAAAGCA
Messenger RNA from Phacochoerus africanus (Common warthog), 2821 nucleotides. RefSeq names its product Rho GTPase activating protein 22 (gene ARHGAP22). The transcript has 10 exons. NCBI's taxonomy places the organism in Eukaryota, Metazoa, Chordata, Mammalia, Artiodactyla, Suidae. The record is from RefSeq and is a predicted model, not a curated record. Gene Ontology annotation, biological process: activation of GTPase activity; signal transduction. The coding region runs from base 371 to 2521 and encodes 716 amino acids. Gene Ontology annotation, cellular component: focal adhesion. Gene Ontology annotation, molecular function: GTPase activator activity.